UACAUGCUGAGCUGAGAGGCAGAUCUCUCUGUGGAUUCUGGCACAUUUACACACACUCAUCUGCUCUGCUGACAGCAGUAUAUUCGAGCCGAGCCCCGCGUCUCUUUGUUCGCGAUCAUAGCGCUGUCAUCAUGACCCAAAGGUGAUCCUCAGUCCCGGUGGUUCUGGGAGUCCACGUCUGCGAGAGUGUACACAAGAGAGGCCUCUUUAUAGGUGAAAGGAUUGCCCAGGGCCACGGCGCUCAGAAUCUGAAGGAGUGCAGCAGUCAUCCAGCCAGGACUGAAGAUCAGGAUGGAGAAGGAAGACCUGAAGAUUGUCAACAGGGAUUUGGAGGAUGAGAUGGAGUUGAGCGGGUAUCGGCUGUGCCGAUGGAAGCUGGUUCUGGUGUGUUUAGGUGGUCUGUGUACAGGCGGUUUUCUUUUCCUGCUGCUCUAUUGGAUGCCUGAAUGGUGUGUGAAGUCCACCUGCACACGGACCGCUGUCAGAGACGCAGACGUCGCCCUCUUACGGAGCACUGAUGAGUUUAAGCGCUGGUUUCAAGCGAAAAUUCGGAUAAUGUUGGCCCCUGGGAAGAACCCUUAUGACAACCUGGCCUCUCAGACCGCCUCCACUCAGGCCAAUGACCACGCCCACAACCCUUCUGACUCCGCCCCUGAGAAAAUCACCAGGAAUCAAGAGGACCAGCAUGUGCAGAUACGUUAUUUUACCCUCCACAGCACUAAGUACUUUUGGAACGACACCAUACACAACUUUGAAGUAUUGAAAGGCCUGGAGGAUCUGAGCUUGACCUGCUCAUCCGUUCACUCAAAGCACAGUGCCGGGAUCAACAAAAACCAGCAGGAGUACAGGAGAUUUUUUUUCGGACUAAAUGAAAUAGACGUGAAAGUGCCUUCUCUUUUCAAGCUGCUAAUUAAGGAGGUCCUCAAUCCUUUCUACAUCUUCCAGCUCUUCAGUGUUAUCCUGUGGUGUACCGAUGAAUAUUAUUACUACGCAAUGGCCAUAGUCGUCAUGUCCUUCAUAUCAAUAGCUACCUCUCUCUACACUAUUAAAAAGCAAUAUGUAAUGCUACACGACAUGGUGGCAACACACAGUACUGUUCGAGUUACGGUCUGCAGGGGCGAAAACGAAACGGAGGAAGCCCUGUCCACAGACUUGGUCCCGGGUGAUGUCAUCGUUAUCCCCAGCAACGGGAUCAUCAUGCCCUGUGACGCAGUGCUCAUCUGUGGAACCUGCAUUGUUAAUGAGAGCAUGCUCACAGGUGAGAGUGUUCCGGUCACCAAGACGGACCUUCCGAAUCCUCGGCAGGACAAGAAGGGUGCGGAUGGUGACACGAUCUACAGCACGGAGGAACACAAGAGACAUACACUCUUCUGUGGCACGAAUGUCAUUCAGACUCGCUACUACACGGGAGAAAUGGUUAAGGCUGUGGUAGUGCGAACAGGUUUCAGCACUGCUAAAGGGCAACUCAUCCGGUCUAUCCUGUACCCCAAACCCACAGACUUUAAGCUGUACCGGGACGCCUACCUGUUCCUCCUGUGCCUGGUGGCUGUUGCCAGCAUCGUCUUUGUCUAUUCUUUAGUCAUGAAAAUCAUAAAUCAGGAACCAGUAAAGCAAAUCAUAGUCAAGUCUCUGGACAUUAUUACCAUCACGGUGCCGCCUGCGCUGCCGGCAGCCAUGACCGCGGGUAUCGUCUACGCUCAGCGGCGUCUCAAGAAAGUGGGGAUAUUCUCCAUCAGCCCUCAAAGAAUUAACAUCUGUGGGCAGCUGAACCUGGUGUGCUUUGACAAGACGGGCACCCUCACAGAAGAUGGUCUGGACAUGUGGGGAAUUCAAAGAACAGAAGAUGGCAGAUUCCACCAUUCAGAAGAAAAGGCAGAUGAUAAAAGUUUAGUAACAACCAAGUUUGUCUCCUGCAUGGCCACCUGUCACUCCCUCACUAAGAUUGAGGGUCAGCUCUCUGGAGAUCCACUCGACCUCAAGAUGUUCGAGGCCACAGGCUGGAUCUUGGUGGAAGCCACAGAGGAGGAGACGGCUCAACACGACCGCAUUGAACUCACUUACGUAAAACCGCCAAAUCAGCUUCUGCCGCCACCAGUAAGAUCAUCUGAACAAGACAUGGAACUGUCAGAACUCUAUGAGCUCUCGGCGUCCUAUAUGAUCGGUAUUGUGCGGCAGUUCUCCUUCUCCUCCGCCCUGCAAAGAAUGAGCGUGGUCGUCCGUCAGAUUGGACAGAGACGCAUGGAUGCGUAUCUGAAAGGAGCUCCGGAGGUUGUGGCAAGCCUCUGUAAGAAAGAGUCAGUACCAGAGGAUUUUGCAGAGGUUCUGGAGGACUACACCAAAGAGGGUUUCCGGGUCAUCGCGCUGGCACACAGACGACUAGAGUCCAAACUUACAUUUCACAAAGUGCAGAACAUUAACAGGGAUCAAAUUGAGAAAAAUAUGGAUUUUCUGGGUUUGAUUAUCAUGCAGAACAAGCUGAAAACGGAAACCCCAGGGGUUCUGGAAGAUCUACGACGUGCCAACAUACGCACCGUUAUGGUCACAGGUGACAACAUGCUGACGGCCAUCUCUGUGGCACGAGACUGCGGCAUGAUUCAGCCGCAAGACCGAGUCAUUAUUGCCGACGCUCUACCCCCUAAAGACGGCCAGGCUGCCAAGAUCAACUGGCACUACGCCGACAAACCCGGCAAACCCUCGAACAAGCCCACCAAACUAGAGGAGAUGGAAAUUAUAAUGGAAGAUGGGCAUUCUGAGACGAAACCACAGGAACAGUAUCACUUUGCCAUGAGCGGAAAAUCUUUCGCUGUAAUUAUUGAGCAUUUCCAGGACCUGCUACAGAAGCUGGUGCUUCAUGGAACAGUAUUUGCAAGGAUGGCGCCUGACCAGAAGACUCAGCUUGUUGAAACUUUGGAGAGUGUAGAUUAUUUUGUAGGAAUGUGUGGAGAUGGAGCGAACGACUGUGGGGCACUGAAGAGAGCUCAUGCUGGGAUCUCCCUGUCAGAACUGGAGGCUUCAGUGGCGUCUCCCUUCACCUCCACAACUCCCAGCAUCACCUGCGUCCCCAAUCUGAUCAGGGAGGGACGAGCGGCUCUCAUCACCUCCUUCUGUGUGUUUAAGUUCAUGGCUCUAUACAGUAUUAUUCAGUGCCUCAGUGUCGCCCUUCUCUACUCCAUUGGCAGUAACCUGGGCGACUUCCAGUUUCUCUUCAUCGACAUAGCCAUCAUUCUUCUUAUUGUCUUCACCAUGAGUUUGAACUCCGCAUGGAAGGAGCUCGUCGCCCGAAGACCUCCCUCUGGUCUCGUCUCAAUUCCUCUCCUCUUCUCAGUUCUGACCCAGAUUCUCAUUUGCCUGGGUUUCCAGAUCAUGGGCUUUCUCUUGAUCCAAAAAUUAGACUGGUACUCCAAGCCAGAUUUCUACAACUGCUCUGCUCCUCAUCACAUGGAUAACUCCUCCGAGACCAAAGAAAUAGAAAUCCAGAACGAUGUGAAUACCACACUCUUCUUCGUCUCCUCGUUUCAGUACCUCAUUGUGGCCGUUGUUUUCUCCAAAGGAAAACCUUUCCGCCAGCCCAGCUACAAGAACUGGCCGUUUGUUCUUUCUGCUUUAAUUCUCACCAUUUUCCUGUUUUUCAUCAUGUUUGUCCCAAUCUCCGGAAUCUAUGAAUUUUUGGAGCUCGUGUGUGUUCCUUUGAGCUGGCGUGUGGCUAUGGUGCUUAUUGUGCUGGGCAACACCAUAGUGAGUGUGUUCAUCGAGACCGUCGUGCUUGACGUCAUCUUAUGGAAGCAUGUGUUCAGCAGAGACAAGCAGGGAAGCUAUGGCGUCUCCCCUGCAGGCCCGACACCACAGGUUGGGAAAAAUCUGAAACUUAUGUUCACCGUUGCCUUUUCACUUCCUGGUGUCCACUCCGCCCUAUUUCCCACUCUCACUAUUUUCCCUCUCUCUCUUUCUCAACCUCUCUCUUUCCCUCUCACUCAACACCCUGUUUUAACGUUUGGCCUUGCAUGCGCCAACAUGAUUUUUUCUGAACGCUCUCUAGUGCCCCCUGUGGGGACUCUUGUUUUGUCAUGCUCCGGGGGCUUACGAUUUCCCCUCCUCCCCCUCCCCCCAUUUCCCUCUAAUGCUCCUCCUGUAGUGGCAAUUACUGCAUACGUGUGUUAAGCUAUGCGUCUUUUUCAACCGUGUUUGGAAUGACGGUGCAGGUAUGUGCCAAACAGAGCAAUAUUUAACGUCUAACAUAAUGAAUUGCGAAACUUGCACUAAAGUUCUGAUAUGUUGUGUGUUUAUAAAGCAUCUGGUUUGGUUAAAGGAAUAUUCUGGGUUGUUUGCAACUGGAAAGUCGGGAUAGUUAUUGCUACUUCUGGUUUAGCUUAGCUAAUUUAUAGUUAGCAGUGCCAUGUUAAUUAAAACAACCAGGUUUACUUUUUUUAGUCUACACUACUGUUCAAAAGUUUAGGGUGAGUAAGAUGGUUUUUUUUAAAGAAAUUAAUACUUUUCUUUGGGUAUUUUGAGCUGAAACUUCAGACUCAUUAUGGGGACACCUGAGACUUGCAUUACAUAUUGUAAAAAGGGGCAUAAUAUGUCCUGUUUAAAGUGUAAAUAACUGAGAAUAUUCCUUUAAAUGAAUGCUCUGGGUUCAGAACAAGUCUGUGGCCUGCUGUCGAUGAUCACAGACAAAUAAUUUAUUCAUCCUUUUAAAUUGAGACUAUUUUUGUUGGUGGAUGAACUUCAAGUUACCAUUUUGUUUGAUGUACUCAUGCAGACAUGGAGUAGUGUUAUUUUAGUAUUACAUACUUUACACAUAAUUUUAGUUGACGUUUUUCAUUAAUAGAAAAAAUCAG
Messenger RNA from Pimephales promelas (fathead minnow), 4838 nucleotides. Lineage: Eukaryota; Metazoa; Chordata; Actinopteri; Cypriniformes; Leuciscidae. The record is from RefSeq and is a predicted model, not a curated record.